AUGAAGAUGCCUCUCUUUUCUGCAUUGAAAACUCAACAAUACUUGUCUACGACGUCAUCAGAAAACCCUAAAAAGUGUUUGGUCUCCACGACUCUCUGUUUGUCGUCUUGUGAAAACCCUAAUAAGAGGAAGAUGAACACUAAUGAUGAUCCCAAGGUUUCUUGCAGACCAAGCGACGAAAAAUCAACCAAUGAAGAAAGAAAGAUUAAACGAAUGAGGAACCUCUCGAACGAAGAAAAGGCAGAGGAAGAAUGGUACGGUGUUUCAACAGAACUAACACUCUUCAAAGAUCCAUGGAUCAUCAAGAAAGAAUUAACAAAUAGCGAUCUUGGCCAACUUAGCCGUCUUCUUCUUCAUACUGGUCCCAUUGAGGAUCACAUUAUCAAAUAUCUAAACAAUGAUGACAAAAAUAACGUCCAACAAGGGUUAGGAAUCACGGUCGAUGUGUACGACCACGACACUGACUCUACGUUCGAGCUGAUUCUAAAGAGAUGGACAACGUUGAAUAGUUAUGUUUUAAACGGAGGGUGGCGAAUGUAUUUUAUCCGUAGGAGAGGUUUGAGAAAAGGCGACCAAAUUGGACUGUUUUGGGAUCGUUUUGCUUCGAGGCUUCACUUUCGUGUGCUUUCUCGUGCAUCUACAGAAGUUUUUGUUGAUGAGAAGAACCCUAACUAGCUAUACAUAUAUUGGAGCAAUGGCAAAUGAGUGGAGAGAGAGAUUCAUCGUUUUUGAGGCUUUAUAUGUUGGAGCAAUGAGUGGAGCGAGAGAUUCUUCCUUUUUUUAGGCUUUUCAAGUUUCUUAUUUACGUUUGCAUAACUUUUUUUUUUUUUGAAGAAACAUAAUUUUCUUAACAUGAAUUAAUUAAUAGAAUCAAAGUUGCUCUUAAUCAAAGUACCAUGACCAAUAACAAAAACAAAUAUUGAUACAAUGGCACGUCAAAUAUUUGUGUUUUCUCAUGAUUGUUUUUUACUUUCCAAAAGAUUUCUUCAGUAUAGUACUAGUAAGACUUCGGCUUACUCUCUGGUUAAAAAUUGGUAUGAUUAAAAGAGAUGUUAUGAAUUCCUCCAUAUCAAC
This is a messenger RNA of Arabidopsis lyrata subsp. lyrata, 1074 nucleotides long. RefSeq names its product B3 domain-containing protein At2g33720. The record is from RefSeq and is a predicted model, not a curated record. Gene Ontology annotation, molecular function: DNA binding. NCBI's taxonomy places the organism in Eukaryota, Viridiplantae, Streptophyta, Magnoliopsida, Brassicales, Brassicaceae. Bases 1 to 675 code for a protein of 224 amino acids. The transcript has a single exon.